Messenger RNA from Aquila chrysaetos chrysaetos, 6486 nucleotides. It is a transcript of the gene IL2RB, whose product is annotated as interleukin 2 receptor subunit beta. Gene Ontology annotation, molecular function: cytokine receptor activity; protein binding. The record is from RefSeq and is a predicted model, not a curated record. NCBI's taxonomy places the organism in Eukaryota, Metazoa, Chordata, Aves, Accipitriformes, Accipitridae. The transcript has 9 exons. Gene Ontology annotation, biological process: cytokine-mediated signaling pathway; immunoglobulin mediated immune response. Gene Ontology annotation, cellular component: external side of plasma membrane; membrane. Bases 2589 to 4376 code for a protein of 595 amino acids.
ACGCGAUAUGCUGCACUUCAGAGAAUUGUGUUUGCGUAUCUAAAAAGAGAGAUGUGCGGGGACAUGUAUGCAUGCGCACGCCUAUCUGUGAACCGGGCAAGCAUUGGGCUGUGGGUUUGCGUUUGCGCGUCUGUCUUGGCUUGGGAUGUGAAGGCAAAGUGUUCUGGGGAAGACGUCUGCCUGUGGCAAAAGGAUCUUCUAAAACUAAAUGUGCCCUGCAGGGCCUGUGAGCGGUUAUCUGUGAGGGUGACGGCACAUAAAGCUUUGGAAGAAGUUGGACGUAUUUUUUGCAUCCCUGUCUGGCGUGUUGAAUGGACAAGCCAUGCCAAACCGGCACUGCAGCUACCGCGGGGUGGUUUUGCCUGUCUGGACUAGCUGUGAGGCUCAGGUCGGAGGAGGUGAUUCCUCCUUCUGCGGAGCUCGGCUGGGUAGGGAGGCUGCAGGAUGGGUGUUCCUGCGGUGUCACACCAUCUGCAAGUGUGAGGGUUGUGCCUCAAGCUUGCUCACACUCUGCACUGCCCUCGUUCCGCUCCUGCUCUGACCCAGGAUGGAUCCUCUGAAACUGGGGCACUGAUGUGGAGGCUGGUUUCGUUCUGGUGUUGCUUAGGUCAAUGACUCGAGUUAUCUUUCACAAAGCGGUCCACAGUAUUUCUGCCGCAAAUUGACUCCUGUCCACAGUUUCAAAGUGAUCCUUGCACGUGUGCAGACCCCGAGAGUGAUAUGAAUGAUCUGUUUGGGGGUCUGAAAGAGGAAGCUAUGGGUUUCUUGCUGAUGUCCCAAGAGAAGAGGUCCUUCUCUCUCUCUCUUUUGCUUCCCAGCAAUAGUUACAAACUGGUCCCAGUAUAUCUGAGUACUGCAAGCUAACACCUGAUCCCUCCACCCUUGUUUCUGCACCUAUCGCUUUACCAGCAGGAAGUAGGACGUGGUUUGGGGCUUUUUAUUCUCGGCCUCGCUAGCCUUUUCGAUACUUCAGGGCCUCGUCUCAGUCUGACAAGGCAAGCAAGCGGCAGCUUCCUGUGCAAAGGUGAGAGGGAGAAGACAGAGACCACGCACGUACCAGAGGAACGGCUCCGCAGCAGAACUGCCAGGCUGGAGGCACCUCUCCUCUCGUGCCAGCAGCGCCGGCUGACACCUGGACAUGCACUGAGCUAGGAUAUCUGCCUCCAUCCCUCUCCCUUUCCCCCCUCCCCGUUCCCCUCACUGGUUGAUGUCCAGCACCUGCUUCCAUCCAACUCCACGACCUGGUCCCUGGGGACUCCCUUUGCCUGGACCGCUCAGUGCCUGGAGCUGGAAGGUAAAGGGGGUGAUGCCAGCUCUCUCCCACACGGGGGUGGCUGAUCCGAAAAGCGUCUUGGAAGGAGUUUCGGUCUGACAAACUGAAUCUUGCUGUUGGGGAGGGCUGAGCACGUAUUUAUCUCUCUGUCUCUCCACAGUCCUCUCAAAUCAUACCCCACAUCUCACAACCACGCUGCCUGCUUUCUUUCUCUCUCUUUCUCUCCCCUUUUUCUGUUAAUGUGUUGUCGUCAUGUUUUUCUUCAUCUGAACCUAAUCUUUUAUCACAACGGGAAUCGAUGAUAUGCUUCAUGCCAGCCUUUUAUAAACUCUCUUCCCGCUCCCCUGGCAGUCCCAGCGGGGUCCAGUGGGACUCUGUCUUGUUUUGCUCAGCUCUGACUGGGCUUCGGGCUUGCUGAGAGGUGACGGUGGUCCCUUCUGUGGGCAGAGGCAGACCUCAAGGUAUGGGUGUCCAGGUGGAUGGGGAGAGGGGAAGGACUGGAUGAGAAGCCCGUAAGCCCAGUCUGUCCCAUACGGAGCAUGGCUGUACAGGCUUUCUAAGACAAGGAGUCUUCCCGGGUGCCACGGGUGGAUGAGGGGUGCUGCCGUUUCCUAAUUACAAAGCCCAAAUUUUCUGCUACACCUAAAAGCACAGCUCCUUCCAAGGCAGCACGGGGUCUACUUGGUGAGGAUGGUGCAUGGUUUGUGCGUAACUAUGUAGUAUUUUGUGAUACGCUAAAGCCUUGACUUUCCAGAACCUGAUAAACUCCUUCUUCUUCCUGAUUUCCUCCCUGUCCCAAACAAGCCAUUUAAAAUCUACCUCCUAAGCCAUGGACUCUGCAACUAACUUUUGUCAGUUGCAGCCAGAGACCCCUCUUACUCUGCAAGCACCUAGUUAUUUCAACCCUAGUGCUGACCAAAAAAAAGAAGCUCUUCAAAGCACAAGCCAUGUGCAACCGAGGCAGCACUCUCUACCUUAGUCAGCAAGCAGCCUGAAACAACACACGCAGACUGCUGUGCACUCACACACGCAUUUCCAGAAGGCAUUACCCCUGCAAACAGCCCAUCUGUGCUGCACUGCGAACGGUUUCAGUGCUGAGCAAAGCACCCGAGGCAGGAAAACAAUGAGGUGCUGAGGGAAAAGCACAGACUCCGGAGAAGAAGGAGUAUGAGUUUCUGAGCCUGGAAGAUUGGCACCGGCUUUGAGCCCUGCCCUAGGACAGCGGAUGCCUCCUGUGAGAUGACAUCUUCCUAAUUUGCAUUGCUGAGUUACGUUGGGGGGGCGUCUUCUCUCUUUCAGUGUGUCUCCGGUACCGAUGAAGCCCUCUUUGCUGCUUCUGUGUCACCUCUGGCUGUUCAGCCUCAUGUCUCUCUCAUGGGCAUCAGACUUGGCACAAGGUGCCUCCAGCCUAACUUGUUGGUAUGAUUCACGGGCAGCUCUAUUCUGUGACUGGAACCCAGGCAGGGACCUGGUUGAAGGAGCAUGCCAGCUGGAGAUUUCAUCGAAGUCAGGUUUUUGUGGCAGCGUCCCCAGCUCACUGGAGUUCUCCUGCUUAAAACCCAGCUUAAAAUCCUUACGUGAAAGAUUCAAGGAGCACUGUGAAUUACACAAGGCAGAACACACGACAGGACUGAAGUGCAACAAGACCUUCAGCGAAAGGAGUAAUACUCAAUGCUUCACCGCUGCAGACCGUCUUACCAUUUCUGUCCAUUGCCACAUUGGAGAGAAUAAGUCUAUACCCGUGCAAAUAGAAGAUUUCAGGCCACUUGCAAAUAUAAAGCUGAGGCCUCCAGAAGAUCUUCAGCUGGUUAGCAAAACUGAAAACACCUACAACUUAACGUGGAGCCUGAAAAUUUCCUCUCACUAUUUGAAUGGGGAGCGGGAAUACCAAGUGCGGUAUCGAGCCACGAGUCAAUCCUGGGAGGAGGCCAGGAACUUCACCAUACUGCAGGACCAGAUGUGGGUGGUGUUUGAGAGCCUCUCACCCAACUCAAAAUACGAGGCAGCUGUCCGUGCAAGGCCGAGAGCCUCAGGGACCUACAAAGGCGUGUGGAGCGACUGGAGCAAGACGAUACUGUGGAGGACACAUGCUGACCAAACAUCCCGGCCGGUCCUGCCAGCUCUUAUAGUGAGCAGUUGCAUCUUUGUGAUCAUUGGGACUGCCUUCCUUAUUAACUUACGGACCCUGAAAUGGUUUAAGAAGAUCCUGAAGAUUCACAUCCCAGACCCCGAGAAGUUCUUUCCCCCGCUCGUUUCUGUUCACGGAGGUGACAUUCAGAAAUGGCUCUCCUCCCCAUUCUCCACAUCUUCCUACUGUGUGAACAGCACAACCCCGGAGAUCUCCAUGCUCGAGGUGAUGCAGAAGAAUGAACAGGAAUCCCAGUUUCUACUUUCCAAGGGAACGUUGACUCCUGAUCCUCCCUUAGAAACUAGUGGGCACUCUGUAUCCAGCUGCUUCACCAACCAAGGCUACUUCUUCUUCCACCUUCCCAGCUCCUUUGAGAUCGAGCCCUGCCAGGUCUACUUCACCUAUGAGCCUUUCACCCAGGAGGGCAGUGGCAGCAAGGAUGGCGAGUCUUACCAUGCUCUCUCCUCCCCAGACCUCUGCACACUGGCAGAGGACAUGCACGUGUUGUCCCACAACUUCCUCCACUGUAUCAAGGCGACCCGGGGCUUCCAACACAGCUCCUUCGUAGAAGAGACAGAAGGUGAAGCCCAGCGGGCCAUGGCUAUUUCUGGGGCUCUCCAGUCAAGUGAAGGCACCUCACCAACACCAGUUCUGAAGCAGGAUGAGAAGGUGGUGGACAAAGCAGCUUUACAACCUGCUGAGGCCCUGUGCCAGCUGGACACUGACUCUUCUGACCCACCGGACCCGCAUGACGGCGAUACUAUCGAUAUAACGGAGGGGACUGGGAAGGCAGGUCCUCUGAUUGACCCCUGUACACCAGGAGCACAUGCUGCCCCUUUCUCUCAACCUCCACCUCUAAAGCAAAGCCAGGAUGAGGAUCCAUGCAGAAUAGCCUUCUCCAGCCAGGUCCCAAACACGGGUGCCUACCUUUCUCUGAGGGAGCUCCAAAGCCAGUACAGCCAUUGCUCUGUCUAGGAUCUGCCUGGAGAAAACCCACAGGUGGGAAAGGCCUUUUCUGCAGGGAAGGCUAGAUAGACAGUUUUUCUAUUCAGGACACAAACAUGAGUUCAGCAUCAAACCCAUGGGGACUGUUCUUUAAUGACGCUGGAGAACACAGUUACUCUAGAUGGCUGCAAAACCAGAAAAGGGAUAGGAUGGACAAGGUGUAAAUUCAUGGGUGGCUGCAUGGGUAGCACUAGCUCCCAGGAUAAAAUGUUAGAGAAACAGAUCACUGAACAUGAGAGGACAUUUUGCAUGGAGAACUGGGCUAGUGGACAGUAAAGCAACACAUGGAGAAUGACAAAGCCACAUUAAAGCUGUUCAGUGGCUAUACAGCUAAUGGAGACACAGAAGCCUGAUUCUUAGCCAUAAACACCAACAAGGACUCACCUUCAUAACUGAACCUGUUUCUCUGCUAUUACUGGAUCCGAUGGCAUAAAAACCCCUUCCCAUGCUGCUUAAGUGCCAUCCUGAACCUCACCAGUUUUUUUCCUUCCCAGCUCCCAGCAGGAGGCUGUGCCAGCAUUUCCAUGCUCUGCAUCUUGGUGUAAAAUAGCACUCAGCUUUGAGGCUCAGCAAGCACAUGGUCCAUUUGCCUCAUCCCAGCCUAAAAACCUCUAAGGGGAGGGAGAAAUGCCUGAAGAGGUAGAUAUGAGAUUUUGUACAAGGAACAGUAGCACUGCCAGUCAGUGCUGGGGCCGAUGAUGAAACGGAUGAAGAUAUCUCCUCCUAACUAACCAAGGGUGUAAUUUUUUUCUGUGAUGUCCCCAAUUCAGGUUUUAAUCAGAGAUUACAUUCUGCGCUACACAGUCCAGCUUUAGACUCGAGUCUCUAAGGUCAGCUCAGAGCCACAACUGUGUCAGCUGUCUAAGCAGCGCAGCGUAAAAAGAAAUCCCCAUUAUUGGGUUAAAAAUACUGGGGAAAUCCCCUUCCCCCUCCUUCUUUCCCCCAGGUCUGAUGAUGGCAGUAAAAAGAACGCACACAAUUUCCCAUUCUUGCUGCAAUAUUUUUCAUGAAAUCGAAAGCCUCUCUGCCCUGCUGGCAAAAUACAGUUAUUUGACUACGAUAAGCUGAUUGCAGAAUAGUUCAUCCCACAUCCUGUAUUAGUGGAAAACAUCACAACGGUGCUGCCCAUUCCUUCCAUUGCUCAAGGGAAACCAUUGCCUAAUUAGCGGCAAAGAUGUGGUGAAUGAGCCCAGAAAACUAACCCACGAAUCAGCACCUUUGCUGAAAAGAAAACCUCAAGCCACUCACAAAGAAUGGGGAUAGCAAAGACUACUUUUUUUUUUUUUUUUUUUCUUUUUCCUCUGCAUUUGCUGAUCUGGGUUGAGAGAAAGCAGCACACCACAGAAGAAAACUGGCGAGGCAAAGGAAGACAAGAUGUUCUGGUUACAUCCAUCCCUGCAUUCAACAUCUGUACUGCCUGUCUGCUUUCUUGCCAUAUUUCUGGAAUAUUCAGCAGUGGGAAAAUACCAGUCCUGUGCUAAACAUCUUUCUUCUAAGAGUUUUAUAUCAAAAAGGUCAAGAAUAUCGAACUUCUCAGCACUUCUGUCACUCCUGUGAGUAUCACCCAGAACUAAUUCUUCCCUACUUCUGCCUGUACAAGCACUGAGCUUCCCCUUUGUCCUGGUCCCACACUGUUACCUGACCUUGCAUGAUGCAGCCUGAAUGUCAUUAUGAGUCCCAGCUAUGGGGUCACCCACUGGCUUGGAUUUCACCUCAAAAGAGCUGCUCAAAGAAAUUGAGCCUGCCUGCAGCUGAGAGGGCUCAGGGAGCUAUAUUUCUCCUCUCAUCAGCUUCUUCACCACGUGCAUCAAGAUAUGGACUGCUCUGCUGUCUCCAGGAGACAGCACGUGAAGAAGAACCCACAGCUUCCCAGAUAAGGAAGCACAAGGCUUGCCCAGCUGUUUGCUGUUCUUUGAGAAUCUUCCAGGACGAACUUCAAGAAGAGACACUGAAUCCCAAUUUGCUAUAUUACAUGGGCCAAGUAUCCUAGAUCUUCAUAAGCUUUUCAACUAUUCUUGCUGCUAAGAUGAGUACAAGAGAAAAACCUUGCCUUUUUGUAAAUAAAAGAAACAUUAAGGAA